Ascochyta rabiei is the source of this 537-nucleotide messenger RNA. Its product is annotated as Ribonuclease P. Gene Ontology annotation, cellular component: ribonuclease P complex. Gene Ontology annotation, biological process: tRNA 5'-leader removal. Bases 1 to 537 code for a protein of 178 amino acids. NCBI's taxonomy places the organism in Eukaryota, Fungi, Ascomycota, Dothideomycetes, Pleosporales, Didymellaceae. The transcript has 2 exons. The record is from RefSeq and is a predicted model, not a curated record.
AUGGUCCGCGUGAAGUUUCGAUACCUUGUCGUCAACUUUCUCUAUCCAGAGCCUUCGCCCAAGUCGCGCACGACGCUCCCGGACUUGGUGCAAAUCCACUCUCCCACACCAGAUGCCUUCAAUGCGGGCACGCUCGUACGCCUGGUGCGCGAUGCUGUGGAGGACCUGUACGGCGACUAUGGGAGCGGGAUGGUAUCGAUCAACUACUACUCCGCAUCGACUUCAACCGCAAUCAUUCGCUGUCCGCGCGACCACUACGAGAUGGUAUGGGCAGCACUCACCUACGUCACAAAACUGCCCAGGGCCGAGAUACCAGUCGUGUGCAGGGUCAUCAGAGUCAGCGCCACGAUACGCAAGGCUGAAGAGGAGGUCAUUCGCAGAAGUCAGAGGAUUGUCAAGAGAGCUAAGACGUGGGAAGGGAGAGGGGCGGAUCCUAUGCUCAGCAGCGUCGAGAAGAGCGUCGACAAGGAGAGGAGGAGCAACGAUGUCCUGGCGGUGGUCGACCAUGGUGAAGAAAGCGAGGAGAUGAGCGAGUGA